Molecule: messenger RNA, 1354 nt
Organism: Lagopus leucura (white-tailed ptarmigan)
Lineage: Eukaryota; Metazoa; Chordata; Aves; Galliformes; Phasianidae
Product: 6-phosphofructo-2-kinase/fructose-2,6-bisphosphatase
Exons: 12
Coding region: 40-1311 (423 amino acids)
Biological process (GO): fructose metabolic process; fructose 2,6-bisphosphate metabolic process
Cellular component (GO): 6-phosphofructo-2-kinase/fructose-2,6-biphosphatase complex; cytosol
Molecular function (GO): 6-phosphofructo-2-kinase activity; fructose-2,6-bisphosphate 2-phosphatase activity; ATP binding
Source: RefSeq, a predicted model, not a curated record
CCGGGGACACUGACCGUAGUGGGGACAGAGGGCAGAGCCAUGGCGGCGGCGGCAUCGGGACAGCUGACUCAGAACCCCCUGCAAAAAGUGUGGGUUCCCCUUAGCCUGCAUCGCCUGCGGAGGCGAGGAUCAACUGUACCCCAAUUCACCAACUGCCCCACCAUGGUGAUCCUGGUGGGGCUGCCAGCCCGUGGCAAGACCUACAUCUCCCGCAAGCUCACCCGCUACCUCAACUGGAUCGGCAUGCCGACACGGGGGCUCCAAUUGCCCCAAAUGCAGGUGUUUGAUGCCACCAACACGACGAGGGAGCGCCGAGCCCUCAUCCUGCAGUUUGCAAGGGAGAAUGGCUACAAGGUCCUGUUUGUCGAGUCCAUCUGCGACGACCCCGCCAUCAUCGAGGAGAACAUCAAGCAAGUGAAGCUGAGCAGCCCUGACUACAAGGGCUGCAUCCCGGAGGAAGCAGUGGCUGAUUUUUUGCAGCGCAUCGAAUGCUACAAAGCCACCUACGAGCCCUUGGAUGAGCAGCUGGACAGCGGGCUGUCUUACAUCAAGAUCUUCGACGUGGGCGUGCGGUACCUGGCCAACCGGGUGCAGGGCCACGUGCAGAGCCGGACGGUGUACUACCUGAUGAACACUCACGUCACACCACGCGCCAUCUACCUGAGCCGCCACGGGGAGAGCCUGCUCAACCUGAAGGGACGCAUCGGGGGGGACGCAGGGCUGUCCCCCCGGGGGCGCCAGUACGCCCAGGCCUUGGCCGAAUUCAUCCGGAGCCAAAGCAUCCGCGAGCUGAAGGUGUGGACGAGCCACAUGAAGCGCACCAUCGAGACGGCCGAGGCGCUGGGCGUCCCCUACGAGCAGUGGAAGGCGCUCAAUGAGAUCGAUGCGGGAGUCUGUGAGGAGAUGACCUACGAGGAGAUCCAGGAGCGUUACCCCGAGGAGUUCGCCCUGCGCGACCAGGACAAGUACCGCUACCGCUACCCCAAGGGCGAGUCCUAUGAGGACCUGGUGCAGCGCUUGGAGCCCGUCAUCAUGGAGCUGGAGCGGCAGGAGAAUGUCUUGGUCAUCUGUCACCAGGCCGUCAUGCGCUGCCUGCUGGCUUAUUUCCUGGACAAGAGCUCUGAGGAGCUGCCCUACCUCCGGUGCCCCCUGCACACAGUGCUCAAGCUGACCCCCGUGGCUUACGGGUGUGAAGUGGAGUCCAUCUUCCUCAACGUGGAGGCAGUGAACACCCAUCGCGAGCGGCCCCAGAAUGUCGACAUCAGCCGCCCCACGGCCGAAGCUUUGGUCACCGUUCCUGAGCACUACUGAGCCCCCCAAACCCCCCCGGAUAAUUAAAGCUUGCCUUAACAAA